Molecule: messenger RNA, 3913 nt
Organism: Gasterosteus aculeatus aculeatus (three-spined stickleback)
Lineage: Eukaryota; Metazoa; Chordata; Actinopteri; Perciformes; Gasterosteidae
Source: RefSeq, a predicted model, not a curated record
CUUUUUUAACCUCUUUAUCGUGGUCACACUGAGGGCGCACAAGGAAAUUCUUCAGACAAAAACUGAAGUUCUUUCACUCUCCGUCCCUCCUCUCCGUCUCCUCGCUCCCUCCGCUCUUCCCCUCAUGCAGCCACGACGGGGCUCCAGCGGGACGCAGAAGCAGAGCUGCAGCUGAAGGACUGAGCUGUGGCACAGACAGGAGCGGACUGGACCUGAAGACGCUGUGCCUGCACAGAUGAGGACGGUCCUGCACACUCUGUGAAUGGACUCCAGAUAAAGCGAUUCUGGAUCGUGUUGUCGUUUGCGACAGUCUCUUUACAAAUGACAACUUUAAGUUUGAAAGCCACAUAAACUAGCUCAUCAUGCUUUUGAAGUCAGGACUAUUCUUCAUUUUGUGUCUGUUUACCCUCCAAGCAAGUCGAAUCAAAGACCUACACGAUCACGGUUUUUCCGGCCUCAGGGAUGUGAAGUACAGACACUUUCUAGAAGCCUCCCGGCCGAUCAGACACACCACAAAUGUCAGAGCGGAGCGGGACGGACACCGGACGAAGAGGUCGGCGCUCUUCACCACGGGGGUCAAACUGUGUCCCCAGGAGACGGUGAAAGCGGUCAUCGGCAGCCAUCGGGCGUAUUACAAGCUCAGAGUCUGUCAGGAAGUGAUAUGGGAAGCGUUUCGGAUCUUCUUGGACAGAGUCCCAAACUCAGAGGAGUACAGCGCCUGGCUUCAUACCUGCCAGCAUGAAAACCUCUGCAUGGACGACCUGGCCCAGAACUUCAGUAGCUCUCAGGAGCAUCUGGACAUGGUGGCCGAAAAAGUAGCCGAGCAAGAUGAAAGUGAAGGGCUUGUGGCUGGAUUCACAGAGGCAGGAAGGGAUUGCACCUGGACACCCCCAACGAUUCUGCUACCGACAGAGAGUGAAGUGAUUCGAGAAGACCACAACAUGAUUAAAGAGAACUAUGAGGAGUACGUUGUCGAGUUCAGAGUCACCAUCGUCGACCCGACGUACAGCAAGCUGUUCACUGACCCGACGGCGAAGUACAGUGACAUCGAACGAGAGCUCACAGAAAGGAUGGUUCGUGUGUUUGAAAAAGUUCCAGGAUUCAAAGAGAUUCGGGUCCUCGGAUUCCGCUCAGAGGACGUGUCUGUGCGAUACGCCGUCGUCUUUAAUGGAGAAACGGAGCUCAACGAUGAACCCGGCGGUCUUGAGGGGCUUGAGAAGGACAAUGAUGUAUAUGCCCCUAAACUGAAGCACAUUAUCGUUAAGGCCUUAAAACAGGAUCUGUCCCUCCCGCUGGACAUACAGACACUGAGCUUCGAGACGGGAACCGCGGUGUAUCCGGUGGCCGAGCUCGGCAUGAACCCCGUGGAGGCGCCCGAGGACGACGCCACGCAGGCGCCAACGGCGGAUUUGGAGAACUCUUUGGAAGCUUUUGGAACCAAACCAGAAACACACACGUUUGUGCCUUUCAUACCAAACGUCGUCCCAGAGAUGAUUUCCACCGUCACCGACCAGACUCCUUUAGUUUCGUCGGUAGAGGAGGAAUCCACAGAAGGUGGUGAGUCUGGAGACAUUAAAAAACCAGAAGCAAAAGUGGAAACAGUCACAAGGCGGGAAGAGGAAGCAGAGCCGGAGCUGGGGGAGACGUCGGCAUCCGAUGGCGGAGAACCUGAACCAGAGGAUGAGGUCACCGAGGAACGUCCAACGCAACAGAAUGAGGACCAUCCUUUAGCGGCCCCCGACUCCAAACCAGAAGAAGCACUCACCGAUGCAGCUAUCGAGGUUAACUUGGACUCACCAGGGUCCGCAGAUCCCCCCGUUACCGAAUUGUCUGUGGUGGAAGCAAAAGUCCCAAUCCCCACAACAUCAUCUCACGAGGAGUUGUUCCAAGGCCUUGAACCAGCGUCAGGUGGGAGUGUGAGUGGACCCUCCGAGGACAGGGACGAGUCGAGUGGAGGGCCCAGCGGAGCGGCCCCGGUUUCAACGGGCUCGCCCCCUGAGAACAUUCAAGAUGAUACGAGCUCAACUGUGAACGGGGUCCAGGUGGAAGUGACGGAGCCUCUGGGAGACGAGAGCGGCAGCGGAUUUCCCUCCGGGUUCGACGAACGCCCGGCUGAAUCCACUGCUGCACCGGCUAUGAGACAAGUCAGCACCCCUGUGAUGACCGCAGUGGAUAAGGGGAAAGAAUUGGUGGUUUUCUUUAGCUUGAGGGUCACUAACAUGAUGUUUUCUGAUGGCCUGUUCAACAAGAGCUCCCAAGAGUAUAAAUCACUGGAGAAUACCUUUCUUGAGCUGACACAGCACUCUGGGUCCAGACACUCGCCAAAUCCUGGAGCUUCCAGUAAAUCUGGGCCUGGGAGGCAGAAGACUUUAGCUUCCAUACCGCUUCUGCCAUACCUCCAAUCCAAUUUGACUGGAUUCAAGCAGCUGGAGAUCCUCAACUUCAGGAACGGCAGCGUUGUGGUGAACAGCAAAAUGAAACUGGACAAGCCGGUACCUUAUAACGUCACAGAAGCAGUUCACUGCGUGCUGGAAGAUUUCUGCAACGCAGCUUCCAAACGUCUCGACAUCGAGAUCGACAGUCGCUCUUUGGAAGUGGAACCAGGUGACCACGCGGACUCCUGUAGGUUCCUGGCCUGCAACGAGUUUUCUCGCUGCGUUGUGAACAGCUGGACCCAGGAGGCAGAGUGUUUGUGUGAGCCGGGUUACAGCGCCGUGGACGGGCUGCCGUGUCAGAGCACCUGCGCUCUGCAGCCGGACUACUGCCUGAACGGGGGCAUAUGUGAGAUAAUCCCGGGGCACGGAGCCGCCUGCAGAUGUCCUGUAGGUAAAUUCUGGCACUACCACGGAGAGCGCUGCAACGAGCUGGUGUCGAUGCCGGUGGAGCCUCCGCUCAUUGUAACCUGCCUGUUGGGAAGCCUCUGCUUCGUUUUUGCCCUCAUCGGCAUUCUGAUGUUCGUUAACAAGAAAUGUAUUAAGACCAGAAAGGCGAUCACGUUGGUGCCUACCCUUGCUCCCUAUGCCUUUGAGAAUACUUUGAGGGUCAACCCCGUGUUUGAGAAUGAUGAUGGUGUCUUAACUCAAGUGUCCACAUUGCCAUACCCUUCAAGCUCUUCUUCUUCCCAAUCCCAACAGUCUGAACAAGAACAUUUUGCCUCAAUUGAAAAUAUACAUCUGAGUAUUGAGAUCCCCCGACAACUCUACACAACCAGAUCAGAAAAGUUAGUCUCAGAAAUGGUGGACUUCCAUCAGUGCAUACCACACAAUGAGCUCUAUGAUGCGUGCAAAGACGUGGCGACCGCAAACUGAAUACAGAACGUGCCGUCUUUUAAGGGCAUCAGAUAACGAAUGUUUUGAAGUCAGCGCUCUUUGAUGGGACCUUGCUUGUCAGCGGAGCAGCUGACACAGUGACACAGCGCAUAACAGGAGGUAGCAGAGACUGUGUUUAACUUUAAAUGGAAGCGAUGGUAGGCCAGUCAAAAAGGUGUUUAACGUGUUGAAAUUAAUUGUUAUUCAUAGUGAUCAAAGCGUCUUGUUAGACAGUGAGCUAUGGAUAUUUAAGUGGAAACUAAUAUUUAUUCUAUAUAUUGAAUGGUAGGAACAUUUCCUGGUUAGUCUUCGCAAAAGGAUGUUCUUUCCUCACAAUGAGGUAUUUAUUAUUUACAACUUGAUACACUCGGUGGUAUCUUGAAUUUAGACUGUAAAAGCUAUAUUUUAACCUUAUACCCCAAAAAGAGAAUGAAUGUAAAGGUCUGUUGAUUUAGGUCAUGACACAUUCAUUGUUCAUAUAAACAUUGGUUGCUGAGCUGUAUCUGUCCUAUUCAAAAUAAUCUUCCAACUAAUCAUUUCUGUUUUGAUUUUUUUUUACACAUUUUGCAUUUAAAAGCAAAAAAUAAAAUGUUCUUUUGCAUACA